GGGAGGGUGGCCAUUGGCUGGGGCGCGUGACUGGGCGGGUUGGGUCGGAGUCCGGGGCGAGCGGAGCUGAUGGCGGCGGAGUGGGACUCCGAGGGACGCGCGGCGGCGCGGCCGCUGCUCACCGAUCUUUACCAGGCCACCAUGGCGCUGGGUUACUGGCGCGCGGGCCGGGCGCGGGACCAUGCCGAGUUCGAGCUCUUCUUUCGCCGCUGCCCCUUCGGCGGCGCCUUCACUUUGGCCGCAGGGUUGCGCGACUGCGUGCGCUUCCUGGGCGCCUUCCGCUUGCGGGACGCAGACGUGCAGUUCCUGGCCUCUGUGCUGCCCCCGGACACAGACCCCGCAUUCUUCGAGCACCUUCGGGCCCUCGACUGCUCUGGGGUGACGGUGCGGGCCCUGCCCGAGGGUUCCCUCGCCUUCCCUGGCGUGCCGCUGCUGCAGGUGUCCGGGCCGCUCCUGGUGGUGCAGCUGCUGGAGACACCGCUACUCUGCCUGGUCAGCUAUGCCAGCCUUGUGGCCACCAAUGCAGCCAGGCUGCGCCUGAUCGCCGGGCCGGAGAAGCGGCUGCUGGAGAUGGGCCUGCGGCGCGCUCAGGGCCCCGACGGAGGUCUCACGGCCUCCACCUACAGCUACCUGGGUGGCUUCGACAGCAGCAGCAACGUGCUUGCUGGGCAGCUCCGGGGUGUUCCGGUGGCCGGGACCCUGGCCCACUCCUUCGUUACCUCCUUUUCGGGCAGCGAGGUUCCCUCUGAACCGAUUUUGGCUCCUGCUGCCGGUGAGGGCUCUGGGGUAGACCUGGCUGCCAGCGUAAAGGAGUGGCUGGAGCGCGUGUGUGCCCACCUGAGGCUGGGUGUGCAGGAGCCGCAUCCAGGGGAGCGGGCUGCCUUUGUGGCCUAUGCUCUGGCAUUUCCCCGGGCCUUCCAGGGCCUGCUGGACUCCUACAGUGUAUGGAGGAGUGGUCUUCCCAACUUCCUGGCAGUAGCCCUGGCACUGGGAGAACUGGGCUACCGGCCCGUGGGUGUGAGGCUGGACAGUGGUGACCUACUUCAGCUGGCCCAGGAGGUCCGUGGAGUCUUCCGGGCCACUGCAGCCCACUUCCAGGUGCCCUGGCUGGAGUCAGUCUCCAUUGCAGUCAGCAACAACAUUGACGAAGAAGAGCUAGUCCGGCUGGCCCAGGAGGGCAGUGAGGUGAACGUCAUUGGCAUUGGCACCAGUGUGGUCACCUGCCCCCAACAGCCUUCCCUGGGCUGCGUCUAUAAGCUGGUGUCUGUGGGAGGCCAGCCUCGAAUGAAGCUGACCGAGGACCCCGAGAAGCAGACGUUGCCAGGGAGCAAGGCUGCCUUCCGGCUCCUGGGCUAUGAUGGGUCUCCGCUGUUGGACGUGCUGCAAUUGGCAGAAGAGCCACCGCCGCAGGCUGGGCAGGAGCUGAGGGUUUGGCCUCGAGGAGCGCAGGAGCCCUGUAACGUGAGGCCAGCCCAGGUGGAGCCACUGCUAAAACUCUGGGUCCAGCAGGGACAGCUGUGUGAGCCGCUCCCAUCACUGGCAGAGUCUAGAGCUUUCGCCCAGCUGUCCCUGAGCCGCCUCAGUCCUGAGCACAAGCGGCUGCGGAGUCCUGCACUGUACCAGGUGGCACUGUCGGAGAAGCUGCAGGACCUGGUGGACCGUCUGCGUAGGGGAGGACCCCUGUGAGAAUCCAGGUGGUGGGGGUGCCUGGAGACAACACGAGUCACUUGUUGUCCCCCACAA
Microcebus murinus (gray mouse lemur) is the source of this 1743-nucleotide messenger RNA. It is a transcript of the gene NAPRT, whose product is annotated as nicotinate phosphoribosyltransferase. Gene Ontology annotation, biological process: NAD+ biosynthetic process via the salvage pathway. The record is from RefSeq and is a predicted model, not a curated record. Gene Ontology annotation, molecular function: nicotinate phosphoribosyltransferase activity. Gene Ontology annotation, cellular component: cytosol. Lineage: Eukaryota; Metazoa; Chordata; Mammalia; Primates; Cheirogaleidae.